This is a messenger RNA of Culicoides brevitarsis, 1262 nucleotides long. RefSeq names its product trans-1,2-dihydrobenzene-1,2-diol dehydrogenase-like. The record is from RefSeq and is a predicted model, not a curated record. Bases 105 to 1106 code for a protein of 333 amino acids. The transcript has 2 exons. NCBI's taxonomy places the organism in Eukaryota, Metazoa, Arthropoda, Insecta, Diptera, Ceratopogonidae. Gene Ontology annotation, molecular function: nucleotide binding.
UCUAAUUAAACAAUCAUCUAACAUCUAUAUAAAAAGCGACUUUUAAUCAAACCUUUGUUUAGUUUCAUUCGUGUUUUCAUCACUUAAAGCAAUUUUUCUUCAAAAUGUCGCCUUUACGUUGGGGAAUCGCUUCCGCCGGCAAAAUUUCGCACGAUUUUUGUUGCGCUCUCAGCACUUUACCCGCUGACGAUCACUCUGUCGUCGCCGUUGCUGCUCGAAGUCUCGCUUCAGCUCAGGAUUUUGCCAAAUUACACAACAUUCCUACCGCCUACGAAGGUUACGAGAAGCUCGCUCGCGAUCCUAAUGUCGAUGUCGUCUACAUUGGAGCCGUAAAUCCAGCUCACUUUGCCAUCGGAAUGCUCAUGCUCGACCAUGGGAAGCAUAUUUUGUGCGAAAAACCUCUUUGCAUGAACGAAAAACAGUCGAAAAAGCUCUUGGAUCACGCAAAAAGCAAGAAAUUGUUUUGCAUGGAAGGCCUUUGGUCGCGUUUCUUCCCCGCUUAUCAAUACGUGAAGGAACGAAUCGCCAACGGAGACUUGGGCGAGAUGCAGGAAGUGACUGUCAACUUUGGUUUCGACUUGAGAGGCAUCGAACGACUCGAAAAAAAAUCUUUGGGCGGCGGAACGAUUCUCGAUUUGGGCGUUUAUGUCAUCCAGGCGUCGCUGUGGGGUCUGAAAUCCACUCCGACAAGCAUCAAAGCCGAAGGAAAGCUCAAUUCGGAGGGCGUUGACAUGGAAGUCAAGGCAAUUAUGGAAUUUCCGAAUGGCGCAGUUGCCAAAGUUCACACAAGUGCCUUGGAGCAACUCGAUAAUUUGGCGACUUUUCGAGGAACGAAGGGAAGUAUCGUCUUGCAUCAAUUUUGGUGUGCCAUUAAACUCGUUGACGUCGAUGGAAAAGUCAAGGAAUGGCCUUUGCCGAAAGCCAAGCUCGAUAUAAACUUUUUCAACAGCGAAGGAUUUCGUUUUGAAGCUGAAGCAGUGCGAAAAUGCUUGCAAAAUGGCUUGUUGGAACAUCCAGAUGCCACGCAUGAAGAAAGUCUCCGGAUCGCUCGCAUCCAGGAUGAGUUCCGGAAACAAGUUGGAGUCAAAUUUGAUGAAGAUAAUUAAAUUUCUUACCUGAUCCGGGCGAUUUUUUCCACAAAUUUCGAUUUUUCAAAGGAAUUUUUUUUAAAUUUCGAACUUUUCGCGACUUUUUCGGCAAAAUUUGAACUUUUAUUACAAAAAUUUAAUUUUUUUUCAACUAACUUAACGGAUAAAAACUAA